Columba livia (rock pigeon) is the source of this 5222-nucleotide messenger RNA. RefSeq names its product keratin-associated protein 10-4-like. Bases 1 to 1686 code for a protein of 561 amino acids. Lineage: Eukaryota; Metazoa; Chordata; Aves; Columbiformes; Columbidae. The transcript has 2 exons. The record is from RefSeq and is a predicted model, not a curated record.
AUGGCACAUGGGGACCAGGGUGACAGUGCCGAGUGUGACCUCGGCCAGCGUCUCCAUCCCAAUCCCCAGGAGCUGUGCUGCUCCGUCAUCUCCAGGAGGAUGAGCAUCCAUCAGGGCCGCAGCUGCGCUGGGGGGUGCAGGAUGCCCAGGAUGCUGGCAGAUGCAGCGGGGGAUGCAGUGAGGGAUGCAGUGGGGGAUGCAGCGGGGGAUGCAGCGGUGGAUGCAGCAGUGGAUGCAGCGGUGGAUGCAAGGAGGGAUGCAGUGGUGGAUGCAGCGGUGGAUGCAAGGAGGGAUGCAGCGGUGGAUGCAGCGGUGGAUGCAGCGGUGGAUGCAUGUCACCAUCCUGUGUGUCCAACCCAGUGUCACCAACCCUGUGUCACCACUCCGUGUGUCCAACCCAGUGUCACCAAACCGUGUGUCCAACACUGUGUCACCACUCCAUGUGUCCAACCCAGUGUCACCAAACCGUGUGUCCAACCCAGUGUCACCAUCCCGUGUGUCCAACCUGGUGUCACCACCCCGUGUGUCCAACCUGGUGUCACCACCCCGUGUGUUCAACCCGGUGUCACCACCCCGUGUGUCCAACCUGGUGUCACCACCCCUUGUGUCCAACCCAGUGUCACCAUCCUGUGUGUCCAACUCAGUGUCACCAACCCUGUGUCACCACUCCGUGUGUCCAACCCUGUGUCACCAAACCGUGUGUCCAACACUGUGUCACCACUCCAUGUGUCCAACCCAGUGUCACCAAACCGUGUGUCCAACCCAGUGUCACCAUCCCGUGUGUCCAACCUGGUGUCACCACCCCGUGUGUACAACCCCGUGUCACCACCCCGUGUGUCCAACCUGGUGUCACCACCCCGUGUGUUCAACCCGGUGUCACCACCCCGUGUGUCCAACCUGGUGUCACCACCCCUUGUGACCAACCCAGUGUCACCAUCCUGUGUGUCCAACCCAGUGUCACCAACCCUGUGUCACCACUCCGUGUGUCCAACCCAGUGUCACCAAACCGUGUGUCCAACCCUGUGUCACCACUCUGUGUGUCCAACCCAGUGUCACCAAACCGUGUGUCCAACCCAGUGUCACCAUCCCGUGUGUCCAACCUGGUGUCACCAAACCGUGUGUCCAACCCGGUGUCACCAUCCCGUGUGUCCAACCUGGUGUCACCACCCCGUGUGUUCAACCCGGUGUCACCACCCCGUGUGUCCAACCUGGUGUCACCACCCCUUGUGUCCAACCUGGUGUCACCAUCCUGUGUGUCCAACUCAGUGUCACCAACCCUGUGUCACCACUCCGUGUGUCCAACCCAGUGUCACCAAACCGUGUGUCCAACCCUGUGUCACCAUCCCGUGUGUCCAACCUGGUGUCACCAAACCGUGUGUCCAACCCGGUGUCACCAUCCCGUGUGUCCAACCUGGUGUCACCAAACCGUGUGUCCAACCCAGUGUCACCAUCCCGUGUGUCCAACCCGGUGUCACCACCCUGUGUGUACAACCCUGUGUCACCAUCUUGUGUGUACAACCUGGUGUCACCACCCCGUGUGUCCAACCUGGUGUCACCACCCCGUGUGCACAACCCCGCGUCCCCAACCCCAUGGGAUGCUCAGGGGGGACAUGGGGACGCUGCUCCCCCCUCCCCAGCUCCGUGUCCCCACCCCGCGAUCAGCCCCAAUUAAUCCCAGCAGGUUAAUUAAACCCAUUUCCUUCCCAGACCCCGGGCGCCGCUGUUUGUUCUUGGCGCCUGAUGAAUUAAUUUGGGAACAGAAGCGACGAACAAAUUAAUUGGAAGAGAAUAAGCGAGCGAGGCCGUUUUAAUCCAGGUUGAAUUAGCAAGUGAACAUGUCGUUAACGAAGGAGACAUAACGAGGGGGAAUUAGAGCAGGCAGGUGCCAGCGUGGGACGCUCAAUGGAGAGUUGUCCUGCAUUGACAACAAUCCUGGGGACACCAGGACCUGUCAGAGGGGACAGCUGGUGUGACCGCCACAGCGGGGGACUUGGGGACAGUCCUGCCCAUGUCCUUGGGGACAUCCGAGUGGCCUUGGAGGAGGAGAAGCCCACGAGGGAAGGGUCUGGAAGGGGAAAUUGUGGCACGGGGUGUCCCAAAGCAUCCCUGGGGACAGGGCGCAGAAUGUCCCUUCCUUAAGUGACAGCAUCACUCUGGUCUGAUGGGAUGAGGGCGCAGGUGUUGGGGACGAGGACACCGGUUCCCUGUGCGCCAAAUUCCUCCGGAAUCUCCAAUUCGAUGGAAACCGCUGUCCCCAAACACAAGCAGUGGCACCUCAAGCCAUUGUGACUUGCAAGCAAAGCCACCUCUAACCAAGGGGAGGGGACAAACAGGAGUGGGUGACACAAGUCCCCGCGUCCUGGAGCGCGGCCAGCGCCCGUCGCUAAUGCAUCUCAAUUAUUUUUCCGCUAUUUAAUCCAGCAAUAAAUUCCCGUUGUCCGUCUGUCCCGGCCUGGCCGGGGGCUUCCUCAUUGUGCCAGGACCAGCUGGAAGCGGCCGGACGCGGCGCAAUCAUUAACGUGGCACGAUCGUUAACGCGGCGCGGUCAUUAACGCGCUAACGAUUUGCGUAAGCGCUCGGGGAAGAACAUCUCGUUGUUGCGCCUCAAACGGACGGGAAGAGAGAUUUAUAGAGAUGAAAUGGGGAAAAAAGACAAGGAAAAGGGCAAAUGAAGCUGGGGGGGGUUGCUGUGCUGAUGCCAGGAAGCUUGGGGUUGGCGCUUGGGGGGGUCUGGGGUGUUUUGGGGAAACUGAGGCACAGAGGGGUUGGAGGCAGGUUGGGGUCUAAGCAUCAGUCUCUUGAGUCUGUGUUUUUGGGGGUUUGGGGACUGGACGUGACCCUGGGGUGCUGGUUGUCCCCUGCUGCACAUUGUCCCCUCAAUACAUGCUGUCCCCUCUAUGCACGCUGUCCCCUCACUGCAUUCUAUCCCCUCACUGCACGCUGUCCCCCAGGCACGUGCUGUCCCCAAAACGCACUGCUGUGCCACCAGACGCAUGGCUGUCCCCUCGGGCAGCUGCUGUCCCUCCCGACACGUGCCGUCCCUUGAGACACGCUGUCCCUUGAGACACACGCUGUCCCUUGCACCAUGCUCCGUCCCUCCGGGCACGUGCUGUCCUUUCAGGCACCUGCUGUCCCCAAACAGCACGUGCGGCUGUCCCUGAAGACAUACACACGCUGUCCCCAAAGACACACGCUGUCCCUCAGGUGUGUGGUGGCUUUCCAGACACACGCUGUCCCCGAGAUGCAUGUUACUCCAGACGUACGAUGUCACUUUGGGCACACGCUGUCACUUUGGGGACACACUGCCACUUUGGACACACACUGUCCCUUUGGGCACAUCCUGUCUGUUUGGGCACACACUGUCCCUUUGGGCACACACUGUCCCCCCGGGAACAUGCCGUCCCCAUGGAUGUCACCUGUCCCCUCUGGCUGUGUGCUUUGGCCCCCCCCAUGCAGGGUGCUGUCAGGGGACAAGGGACAGUCUGUACCAGGGGGACAGGGAUGGCAACCAGCCAUUUAACCCCCCCCAGCCGGCCCAGCUGCCACCUUGGGAAGGGACAUUGGGUACCAGGGUCCAGAGGGGACUCUGCCAUCGCGCUUGUGCCCCUAAUUAGCCCGGGCUCCCCCCCGGCUCCCGAGCUGUCUCCAUAGAGACCCCGCCAGGGCUCCAUCACUAAUUCAUGGCUGGCUCAGCACGUCCCUUCGUCAACCGGUUCCAAAUCCGGUGACAAUAACGAAAACACCGGCAAAACCUUCCCGGUGCCACCAGGUCCCCACAGCUGGGACCUCCUGGGGAAUGUCCCCACCGAGGGGACGGGUGACAGGACACGGGUGUCCCUGCUCGGUCCCGGGUUUGUGGGGGGAUCAGAUCCUGCGGGCGUGUCCCUUUGGGUGACCGUGGGGCUCACAGGUGACAGGAGUGACAGUUCUGGGAGUGACAGUGAUGCAUCCAAUGGACACAAAUACCCCAACACGUGUGCACCCCCCGCGUGUGCGCCCCCUGCUCACCAGUGUGCACGUGCCCCCCCAAACACACCCACGCCAACACCCCCGUGCUCGUGCGUGUCCCGUGCUUGCACAAACACACCCUUGUGCCCGUGCAUGUGCACCCCCUGCAGACAUGAACCCCCCUCCUUGCACCCCCUUGUGCAUGAACCCCCUCCUUGCACGCCCACGUGUACACACAAGCACACCCCUCUGCACGCCCGUGUGCACUCGCCCCCCCAUGCGUACACAGCCCCAUCUGUGAAUCCCCCUUGCACACGUACACACACACACCCCCUCUGUGCAUCCCAAGUGCACACCCCUUGCACACACACCCCCCAUGCACGCCCCUUGCACACCCCCAUUACACACACAAACACCCUUACACACACAAACACCCUUGCAGCCCCCUUGCACUCACACCCUUUCCACACACACAUGCCCUUGCACAAUUCCCCCUUGCACAAUUCCCCCUUGCACAUCUCCCCAUGCAUGCACACCCCUUGCAUGUACACCUCCCUUGCAGCCAUACCCCCAUGCACACCCCUUGCACGCACCCCCACCUUGCACGCGCACACCUUGCAUGCACAUCCCUUGCACGCACACCCUAAUGCACACACCCCCUUGCACGCACACCCUCAUGCACACACCCCCUUGCACGUUCACCCCCAUGCAUGCACAUCCCUUGCAUGCACAUCCUUGUACAUCCCCUUGCACACACACCCCUUGCACGCACACCCUGUGCAUGCACACCCCUUGCACACACUCACAUCGCCUUGCAUGCUCAGCCUCUUGCACACACACCACUCACACACCCCCCCUUGCACACACACAACUUGCAUGCACCUCCCUUGCACAAACAUCCCCUUGCAUGCAUAUCCCUUGCACACACAUUACUAGCACGCACACCCUAUGUGCACGCAUACACCUCCAUGCACACCCCCUUGCACGCACACACCUUGCACGCCCCCCUUGCAUGCACAUUCCUUGUAUGCACAUCUCUUGCAUGCACACCCUAUGCACACAACCCCUUGCACGCUCACCCCCAUGCACGCACAUCCCCUUGCACUCACAUCCCAUGCACGCACUCCCCAUGCACGCACGUCCCCCCUCACACACACACCCCUUGUAUGCACACCCUGUACACGCACAACCCCUUGCACACACCCCCUUGCACACACACCCCUUGCAUGCACACUCCUUGCACACACCCCCUUGCAUACACACCCCUUGCACGC